Molecule: messenger RNA, 1304 nt
Organism: Paramecium octaurelia
Lineage: Eukaryota; Ciliophora; Oligohymenophorea; Peniculida; Parameciidae
Source: the annotation of a GenBank genome assembly
GGCAAAUACAAUGUAAACACAAAAUCAAGAUUAUGUGAAAUGCAAGUAUUGUAAAGAAAGAGUACAUAUCCCCCAGAUGUAUGCUCACACCUUGGAAUGCAAUUCAUCAAAUCAUCCAAACUUUAACUCAUAAAUGAAAUCAGUUGUGAAAUCAAGCCAGUCUCAUUUAUAAUAACAAAGUGUUCCAAUUUAAGAAACAAAUCUUCAAUAAAGUUCAUCAAAGUUGCCUGUUGAGUUUGUGGAAUCAUUUAUAUAGUUUUCAACAUCACAGAGCGAAAUUUAGUAAUAAUAAUCCGUGAAUAAUGGAAGUCACUCUAACUUACCUUAACAGAAUAACAAAUAAGAAAUACAAAAAUUGAAUAAAUAAAAUAGCAAUGUAUAUACGGAAUCUUUGUUGAAAUAAGCAUAAAAGAAAUGCGAAUACUGUGAUGAAGUAUACCCUAUUUAAAUACUUGAAUAACAUUAUCCUUUCUGCGAAGCUAAAUUAUUAAUUGAAUCCUUAUCUUUAGCUGAGGAGUAGGAAUAGAAUAAUCAUUAUCAAUCUUAAAAUCAUCAAGAUUAUUAAGAUGAAUAAGAUUCUUAAGAUAAUUAAGAUGUUUAAGAUGAUUAAGAUAAUUAAGAUAAUUAAGAUGAUUAAGACUCCUUAGAUUCUUAAGAUAAUGAACAUCAGAAUUAUCCACAGUAAUAUGAGGAAAGUAGUGAUUCAUCAUAAAAUGAAGGCUCUCAUUAUAUUACAGGAAUUCGAGAAGAACUUUUGCCUGAUGGGUCAAUUUUUAAAACUAUAACUACUACAAAUUUUAAUACAGGAGAAGUUAUAACCAGAACUGAAACAAUUCAUAGACCCUAAUAAUAAUAAUAAUAGCCAUAACCAUAAUAGUUUCCAUAAGUGCCAUUUCAUAGGUCAUUCGAAAGCUAAAAUGAAGGUGUAAAUUUUUUUCACUCUUUUGAUUCAAUUUUUGGCACCAACGUCUUUCCUAAUUAACAAAGAAGUAUUUUCUAACCAAUGGCGUAAUUUCAAUUAUUAUUAUAGGAAUUCUACAUUCAUGCAUCAGGUUCCAGAAGAAUUAUAAAAUUUAGCUGUUAUCAAAUACACACCUUAUGAUGGUCUUGCUCAAGAAUAUAAAUAAUGCACAAUAUGUUUUACUGAUUAUGAAGAUGGAGAAGAAUUAAUUCUACUUCCUUGCAUACAUAGAUUUCAUAAGACAUGCAUUUCAUAAUGGUUUAAAGAAAUGACUACAUGUCCUAUUUGCAAAACUGAUGUCGCUGAAUAGGAGAUGGCAUUUGAGGAAGAUGAUUAACUAUGA